Molecule: messenger RNA, 2616 nt
Organism: Fusarium oxysporum Fo47
Lineage: Eukaryota; Fungi; Ascomycota; Sordariomycetes; Hypocreales; Nectriaceae
Product: transcription factor Opi1-domain-containing protein
Exons: 3
Coding region: 190-2616 (808 amino acids)
Biological process (GO): endoplasmic reticulum unfolded protein response; phospholipid biosynthetic process; regulation of transcription by RNA polymerase II
Cellular component (GO): nucleus; endoplasmic reticulum
Molecular function (GO): transcription corepressor activity
Source: RefSeq, a predicted model, not a curated record
AGCGCCUGACGUUAACAGGAUUCUCUUGUCCCCCCACGAUCGCUCUCAUUCCCAAUCUCCCCAACAUCUCCGCUUCAUCAUCAUCACCAUUAUUGAUUUACCGUUUCUUUUGUCUCUUUGCGAUAUUCUUUGCGGCCACUGGCCGAUCUCAUUCGAUGCUGAGUUGACAUAUCCGUGUUAUCGCCGACCAUGGAGCGCAAUCACAUGCUUCCUGAUCGGGAGUCCGAGUCUCGUCAUGUCCUCGGACCACCACCUGCUCGACCUCAAUCAUUGAUGGCAUUUUCUCCUCCAGCCUAUUCCAAUGUCGCUUCACCAAAUGCGAUAAAGUUUCCUGAUGUUCCUACCGAUAUACCAACUUCUUUGCCUCCUUUGGCUAGAUUCGAAUCCGAUAACGAGACCAAGUUACCACCUCUGAGUUCACUUACGAGCGAAAUGGCCUUGGAGCCAACCAAGACUUGGCUUCCGUUACAUCCUAUGCCUUAUCCGCCUGUUCUUGCGCAUAGUAUCGAUAGCCCGACACGAAUGGAUCUUGACGGGAGUAGCAACAGUGUCGUCAGCGCUGCUUCUCCUGAUGGUCUUCUUGAUACAAGGGCUGGUAGCGUCAGCCUUGAUGAUCCAGAUGUGCGACUGGCAGCUGAAGCGCUUGGUGAUUUGAGAGCAGUUAGUCCACCAACUUCUGGGCUUCAAUCGAAUCAACCACAGUCUCCGCAGCCUGAACCGCUUCUGUCUCUCCUUACGACGACUCAUCCAUUGUUAGCGAGCACAAUUGAGGGCGCCACUUCGGCAUACGGUGGUGCCAAGAACUUUUCACCGCGAUUUCGAUCUGGCGCCGAAUAUGUUGAAGGAUACCUGACACCUAUUGCGAACACUGUUGGUUCAGUCGGUCGAGUGACUGGUGUUGAAGGAGGUGUCAGAUGGUUUUUAGGUGCCGGAAGGCGACAAAACAGUUCAACGUCGGAUUUGGAAACCGGCAACAGCAAGAAGCGACGCAAAACGGAUGAGGAUGAGGCAGUCAGCAACAAGCGAUUUGAGUCUGAAGGAAUGCAACAAAUGAGCGAUGAACAGAUGGAUACAGCGCCUUCGCCAUCUUCAAAGACCAUGUCUCGUCGCAUGUCAACUACUAGCACCGUCGACACGCUUCCUGCUUACGAUGAGUUGCGAUCACCCGCAUAUACCGAGACUGAUUCCAAUUCACCAAGGCCAUCGCGACCAAACAGCGCCUGGCAGUCACGUCUGAUCACGUCUACGUCCGGUCUCAGUGUUGCCAUGAGCCAGGAGAGUCUGCGCAGUCUCAAAUACUGUCUACAAUGGCUUCGAUGGGCCAAUGAUCACAUUGCUCGUGUGAUCUCAGCUUUAAAGACCACCCUUGAAGAGUACGAAAAGGUACCAGACGGACAAGCUGGCGAACAAGCUGAUCCUGAAUCUCGCUCUCAACUUGCUGCUCGCAUCUCAAACCUCAAGGGUGAUGUUCUCAGAACCCUCCGAGAAGCCAUCAAUACUGUGUCGAAAUACGCAGGAGGCGCAUUGCCAGAAAAUGCACGAAUCCUUGUGCGACGUCAUCUCACUAGUCUACCCCAACGAUUCCGUGUCGCCACCAUGACCGACAGGAAUGCCGGGCAACAAGACAACGAGACGGCUCUAACUGAAGGUGCACACAAAGUUUUGGUAUUGGCUAAAGAAGGUUUGGACAUGGUUGUUCAAAGCUCGCUCCAGACAGACGCGCCAGCUGACCUUCACUUUGCUCCACUGGACCUCGUGUGUCCGAUCAACAGCGACGACAUCAAGAACCGAUGGCUCAACUCGUAUGUUCCUCUGCCUGGACAAUCGCCCAAGAACUACAGUCAAAGUGUUAUCAAUUUUGUCUACCGAAUGCUCAAAUCCUAUGCCUCGACAGUGAUUCGAGGUCGUCUCCCACCAUUCAUCCAUCCUAUGCAGCAAUCACUGGUGCCACUCUCAACCUGCUUUACUCUGGUCCGAAUAUGCGACCCUCUACCUGGCAACGUGAGUAUCGCCGCAGAUAUCCUCCAGCGAGAAAUGACUAGGCUUUACGAAGAGCGAGGAGCAUAUGAAGGCAUCCAUCUUCUUGGAGUGUUUCAAGCGUACCUCAUCUAUUCCAUGGUUCUGUUCUUUCACUUGGGGCCUUCAAUGCCAUUUCUUCGUCAGGCAAUGAUCAACCUUCAAGAGAUUGCAUGCGCGACCUCUCGUGAAGGGCUUGUAUGUGCGGCAGAACAACGAGGUGCCCUACCGAAAUGGGAAUCAUGGAUUAUGGCCGAGGCCAAGAGACGAACACUAUACACCAUGUACUUUCUGGACAAUGUGUUGUCGGCUCAUGAUGGGCUCACCACAUAUCUCGGUACCGAGUUGAGGGGACUCUAUUCGCCAUCGAGCAAAUAUCUAUGGCAAGCUGAUCGGAAUGGAUGGGAACAAAGCUACAACUCUCAUCUGGCCGAAUGGGGAAGUGAACCCUUUCGACUGGAUGAAUUGUGGCCAUUUCCAGAUGGAAUAAGUGAGGAAGAAAUAAAACGCCAACGACGGAGGGUAGAUCGAUGGCUGGAAGAUGUUGAUGAAUUUGGGACAAUGUUAUAUGCAGCUUCAAGCUGUACUCAUGGGGGGUAG